This is a messenger RNA of Cheilinus undulatus (humphead wrasse), 1606 nucleotides long. Its product is annotated as lymphocyte function-associated antigen 3-like. Lineage: Eukaryota; Metazoa; Chordata; Actinopteri; Labriformes; Labridae. The coding region runs from base 190 to 1053 and encodes 287 amino acids. The record is from RefSeq and is a predicted model, not a curated record. The transcript has 12 exons.
CAGCACAUUUCAUUAGUCGACUCCUCCGUCUACCAUUUUGUUAUCAUUUGAGCAAUUUAGGUGGAGGCGCACACACCCCAAAACUCUUAUCUGAGUAAUUUAUGCAGUUUCUGCAGACUGAUACUCAUUUAAGCGUUCAAUAUUUACUGUAGUCGCGACAUUAUGGUGCCGGUUUAACUUUUGAGGAAUAUGCCGCAUGCGCUUCAGAAGUUGGGAUUGUUUUUUCUGGUCCUGAGUUUUUCUCCCAGUCUUGCUGACCCAGUUUACAUGGCUAUAGGUGGAGAUGCUGUCCUCAGACCACCCCCCAUGGAUCUUCCUAUCAAAAACAUAGAGUGGAAACACAAUGAGGAUAUUGCAGCAGAUUGGCAUGGAAACGAGUUUGAGUGUUUUGGCCAGUUUAAAGGUCGUUGUGAGGUGAACAGUGAUACUGGAGCACUGACCAUCAAAGGACUUAACCUGAACGACAGCGGCAUCUACACACCAGAGAUUAACGGCAGAGUACCGUAUAAGAUUGAACUCUCUGUUAUCACUCGUAUUGCUAAACCCUCUGUAAAAUCCUCCUGUAACAAUGAGAAGACCUACUGUCUCCUGAUCUGUGAAGGCAACGAUGCAAAUGCCAAGCCAGUCGUCUAUAGGUGGUUUGUAGAUGGCAAGCAUGGAUCUUCAUAUAAGGAGCGGAAUAUAACAAAGGAUACAAAGGGGGACAGUUUCAGAUGUUUGAUGAUGAACCCAGUCAGCAAUGAAACCAGUGAAAGCGUCACAAACCCCCUCACUGAACAAGAAUUAAGCUGGCCGGAUACCAUCCUUGUACCAGUAGUGAUUGUUUUGGUAGUCAUUCUGUUUGCUGCUUUCAUCUACAAAGUCAUCAGGGGAAGAAGGCGAAAAGCACUAUUAGGAAGAAUGCAAAGAGUACUACACAAAAUGGGAUUUGGGCUUAAAGGGACUAAACAUGAGAUGGGACCACUAAAUCAACCUCCUGAUGGUGGAGGACAAAGUGAUACUACCCAACGUCUCAGCAAUGGAGCUGGUGAAAAAGCAGAGAAAUCUGUAUAAUGAUGCCAGACAAACCAGAAACCAACUGUGAGCCAUCAGCUGAUAAACAGAGAGCAGAUGACCGAGGAGAUGUUGACUAAAUGUGGACGUACACUUCAUUCCUGUUUGAUAAACAUCAAAAAUCUUGUUGGUAGAGACUUUUGUUACAGACUCUGCUCCGUUUGAAGAUGUUACACUCACUAUGGGACAAAGUGUUACAUGCACACAGAUGACUGCCUUUAUGAGAUGAAAUGCUUUAGGCCUCUGGUAGUAGUUGGUGAGAAAACUUGAAGGAAUGCACUAUUUAUUUCUGACGUUAACUACCUACAGCCACGUCUGCACGUCUACAGCAUCCUUAAGCUAAAGAUCUAUGAGGGUGGGAGGCAGUGAACAUCAAAACAGCAGCUCUGGGAGAAUAUUCUGAUAUCCUGCAAAGAAAAUCAAGCAGAAACUCCAAAAACUCACAAGUUCAAUGGAUGCAAAAAUUGUGAAGGUGAUAUAAAAGAAGGGCUCCUAUGUUAACAUGGAACUUGGCCUGUUAAGAUUUUUUUGAUUGAAAAAGCUUUUGAUUUCA